UUACCAGAUCUUAUCUUUGGAAUUGCGGGUUUCAAGUCAUUGUUUCAAUAUUCAGUUCGAGAAGUUUUCUAGUGAGCAAAAUUUCCGCAUAAUGUUUGCAAAAAUGAAGUAUCUUGUUUUGGUGUUACCGAUCCUGUGCGUGGCCAUCGCUCUUGGAUGGACACCACGGCCGAGGGUGAACAACCACGCGGAAUUCUUCUCUUCUGUGAUACAAGAAACUAUAUAUGACUUGGAGAAAAUAGGAUUUAGCACGUUAAGACUGGUGAAUGUAACACAAAACAUUGACAUGCAAAUGCACAAAUGGCACAUAAACGGGACAGCAGUAUACACCAACGGUUUCCUGGUCUCCAUUCAGAAGAUUGACGUAACAACUAUGAACCAGGGCAUAAACAAUGUCAACAACAGUGGGGUUAUUACCCAUAGAGCCUGGGUUUCUGGGGUCUUGAACUUACGGGACGCCAAGUUGGGUUACGAUGUGCACUUCACACCAGUUAAUAGUUCCCAGACCAUGCAUUACACAGGAGACUUCACACAUAGUUUGAUAAGUUUUACGAUAUUUGUACAUAAAAAUUUGACGACCAACGAAAUAACGGCGACAACGAGUGGGGUCUCGACAUCAGGAGGUCUUGUAAGGAUGGUGUACCGACCUACCAGCAAUAUUACUGAAGUUCUUUCUAGAGAGUUCAGACCCUUCCACAACUACGAUGGUGUAGUUUCGUGGUCCCAGAAGUUGUUACCAAUGAUCGUGGAAACCGUCAAAAAUAAAAUUCCCUUCCCAACAGUAUGCUUCAGUCAUUGCUAGUCGAUUCUUGAGGAACAAAAAAAUGUGAUACUUAUAUAUUAUUUUGUAAGAAUUAAAUAUAAUAACCAAGAAUAUAAUAAAGAAA
This is a messenger RNA of Helicoverpa armigera (cotton bollworm), 887 nucleotides long. RefSeq lists its product as uncharacterized. Bases 92 to 802 code for a protein of 236 amino acids. The transcript is spliced from 5 exons. The record is from RefSeq and is a predicted model, not a curated record. NCBI's taxonomy places the organism in Eukaryota, Metazoa, Arthropoda, Insecta, Lepidoptera, Noctuidae.